This is a messenger RNA of Didymella exigua CBS 183.55, 2020 nucleotides long. RefSeq lists its product as uncharacterized. Gene Ontology annotation, molecular function: macrolide binding; peptidyl-prolyl cis-trans isomerase activity. The coding region runs from base 260 to 1708 and encodes 482 amino acids. The transcript has 4 exons. NCBI's taxonomy places the organism in Eukaryota, Fungi, Ascomycota, Dothideomycetes, Pleosporales, Didymellaceae. Gene Ontology annotation, cellular component: chromatin; nucleolus. The record is from RefSeq and is a predicted model, not a curated record.
UUGCUUACUUUUCGGCUGCAGUUCGAGGGUCGCUCCUAAUCGAUACACGAGCGGCCCACAUUUUCCCGCGGGCGGUGAGAAGGCUGCGAAGCUUAGAACUUUUUAUUGCUCCGGUACACGAGAAACUUCUUCCACCUCAACCUCGUGCAACCAGCAAUCCCCUGGCUGCGCAUUCUCCCCAAAUUCCCUUUUCGCAUACUCUUCAAUUGCGAACAUCUACCCAGUUUAAUUUAGAAGAAAACACCACACACCCUUCAAGAUGCCUUCCGUUCCCGCAGGCGUCUACGGGCGUCGCAUUCCCGUUGGCGGUCUGCCCAUCCCUGCUGCCGUCGACCCUUCUGCUGCUUUCCGCAUCACCAUGGCCGCUAUCGACCCUAGCGCCGAGCCCCAGAUCGACGAGAACCACAAGGUUCCUCGCGCGACUCUGAGGAUCAUCCGCAUCCCCAUGGACCUUGAUGACGAGGAGGAGGAUGACGAAGAUGACGAGGACUUCGACGGCGAGGACGUCGAGAGCAUCAUUGCCAAGCUCCGCGCUGGCGGUGUUGCGCUCCCCGAGGAGGAUGAGGACAGCGAAGACGACAGCGACGACGAGUCUAACGGCGGCCCCAGCGACAAGGUCAAGUCCAAGACGGCCAAGGAGGCCGCCCUCAUGAAGAAGAUCGCCCAGGAGAUGGCCGAGGACGAGAUGGAGAUUGAUGCCGUCAACGGAAAGGGCAAGGGCAAGAUCUCUGCCGACGAGGACAGCGACGAGGAUGACGAGGAGACCGAGGAGAUUGAGGAGUUUGUCCUCUGCACUCUCGACCCCGAGAGGAACUACCAGCAGCCUCUCGACAUCACCGUCCGUGAGGGCGAAGAGGUCUACCUCCAGGUUGACGGUACACACGAUGUCUUCGUCACCGGUAACUACAUUGCCUUCCCCGACGACGAUGAGGAAGAUGAGGAGGAUGACUAUGACGAGGAAUACGAUCUCUCUCCCGACGAGGACGAGCUUGAUGUCGACGAGAUGGACGAGUCCGAGGACGAGCUCGAUGGCCUCGAGAACCCGCGCAUUACCGAGGUCGACUCUGAGGAGGAGGCCCCCAAGCUUGUUGCCGCCAAGAAGGGCAAGAAGAACAACAAGCGCGCCGCCGAGGAGGAGGCCAGCCUUGACGACCUGAUCAGCAAGGCUGCCACCAACGGUGAGGCCAAGGCCGCUAAGAAGGUCAAGAAGAACGAUGGCCAGGCUGUUGCUGCUGAGCCCAAGAAGGCUGAAAAGGUGGAGACCCCCAGCUCCGACAAGAAGAAGGUACAGUUCUCCAAGAACCUCGAGAUGGGCCCCACUGGCUCGCCCAGGGUUGACGAGAAGAAGGAAGCCGCAAAGCCCGCCGCCAAGGGACCCCGCAACGUCAGCGGUGUCACCGUCGAAGACAAGAAGGAGGGUAAGGGCAAAGCCGCCAAGAAGGGCGACCGCGUCGAGAUGCGCUACAUCGGAAAGCUGAAGAACGGCAAGGUUUUCGACUCCAACAAGAAGGGCAAGCCUUUCGCGUUCAAGCUCGGUGUCGGCCAGGUCAUCAAGGGCUGGGACGUCGGUGUCGCUGGCAUGACCGCUGGUGGCGAGCGUCGCCUUACCAUCCCCGCUGCCAUGGCUUACGGAAAGAAGGGUGCUCCCCCGGACAUUCCCCCCAACUCUGACUUGAUCUUCGACAUCAAGUGCAUUUCGGUCAACUAAAUUGGUUGACCUUUUGAAUGCGACACGAGGACUCACCCGCCUCCUGUACGAUGCCGCUACGCUCCACUCGAGUGCAUGAGUGCAUUUCCUUGUUUGAAUUUUCCUGCAUAAGCGAUGUAUGAGAUAUCCGACUUGCAUACUGGUUGUCGAUGUGCGAGGAGGACGGAUUUCUCGCACGAGCACGUGUAUGCCCUUUCCUAUCUGUCUGAUCAUCUAGCGAGGCGUAGACACGCUGAGGAAGCUACUAGAAAAGUAAUGGAGUUCCGGUAGUUGGGUAGUCGAUCAAAUCCAUCAAGCAUAUUCAACGUUACG